AUGAAAGCUCUGGGGCAUACACAGAAAUCGCUGGCCUCUUCAAAAUCACCAGUACCACAACUGAAACCAGCUACAAAAUUACUGAAUGACAUGAAACUGGAGCAAGGAAAUUCAAAAAAAUCUGAUGAUACAGCCAACAAACAGAAUUUUACGGGUAGUGGUAUUGUUUACUGUCGUACACGAGAGGAAUGCGAAUUAAUGGCAACACGUUUGACUGAAGAAGGUAUCCCGACAUUCGCAUAUCAUGCCGGUUUGGGCAAUAAGGUGCGAGAUGAUAUUCAGGAAAAGUGGAUGACGAAUGUUGUGCCCGUCAUAGCUGCAACAAUCUCUUUCGGAAUGGGAAUUGAUAAAGCUGAUGUUAGACUAGUUGUUCAUUGGACGUGCUCGCAAAAUUUGGCCGCCUAUUAUCAGGAAUCGGGACGUGCUGGACGUGAUGGCAAGCGAAGUUACUGCCGCAUUUAUUACAAUCGAGAUGACCGGCAGCUACUUAGUUAUCUUGUCAACCAGGAUAUUUUUAAAAUAAAAGCUAAAAAUCGAGAAAAAAAGACGACUGAUGAGCAAGUGAAAGCCGUCCAGCAUGGUUUCGAAAAAAUGAUCGAAUUUUGCGAAAAAGCCCAAUGUCGACACGUAGCUUUUGGUCGUUUCUUUGGUGAUGAUGAUUUGAGGCCAUGUGGAAAUAGUUGCGAUUACUGCAAAAAUCCAAAGGCUUGCGAGCAGUCAAUAUCACGUUUUAAUGCGGAAGCUUGGCGAGAUGUGGGCUCAUCACGAUUUCGAAAACGCCGCCUGGAUGACGAUGGCGAUGGAUUCCUGUACGAAGGUGGUCGAGCAGGAGCAAAAGAGUACGAUGCUGACGAAUGUGGCAGUGGAAAAGCUGUGUUGGAAAGUGAGGAGAAACGGCGUCGCACCGAAAUUGUGCAACAAGAAUUUGCAAAACGUAGAAAGGCCGCUGCGUGUUCAAGUUCAAGCUCGGCGGGUACUCGUGAUGCUGCCCAGGAAGAUCCAACAAAACUAACGAUUAUCGAUCCAACUGCGAAAACCGUUGCCAAUCUCACUGCUAACAUUGCGCAAAUCAGGCAGAUGACGAAAGAGGGCGCUCAAUUUGACAUAAGUUCGGGAUCCACCGGCACAUCAAAAAUGGCGGUAUUCCAAACAGCAUCAAGCUUGAUCUCGUAG
This is a messenger RNA of Gongylonema pulchrum, 1173 nucleotides long. The record is from the annotation of a GenBank genome assembly. Lineage: Eukaryota; Metazoa; Nematoda; Chromadorea; Rhabditida; Gongylonematidae.